AACAUCCGGUGCACGGAGGGCGGCGGUUCAGACUCUGAGAUGAUGGACACCGGAGGGAGAGACAGCGACAGCGAGGCAGAUGAUGACAGUGACUCACAGGAUGACAGCGACGCAGAGAGAGAUGAUGCUGAUGCUGACUCCAGGAUGACAUCAGAUCGCCAUGAUGACAGGGACGAGGAUAAACACACAGGUCGCAGCGUGCGAUUCGCUGACAUGCCGCCACUCAAAGAGAAGAGGAAGAGGAGGGUGAAGACGACGAAGAGCAUCACACCACUGCAGGCUAUGAUGCUCCGGAUGGCAGGUCAGUCUAUCCCAGAGGAUGAGGAGGAGGAAGAGGACGAAGAGGAGUACACAGACUCUGAGGAGUCGGAUGCUGAGGAUCAGGUCUCCACUGAAGCCACUCAGUCAUUGGUCAAUCCCAGACUUCCUGUUCCAUCUGCACCAAUGGCAGCGCAGCAGCAGCCUCCUCCACACAUGCAGGCUCCACCAAUCACAGGGCCUCCUCCUUUAGGACCGCCUCCUGCUCCUCCAAUGAGGCCGCCAGGACCGCCGUCAGGCCCGCCCCCAGGACCGCCUCCCGGUGCUCCUCCGUUCCUGAGACCCCCUGGACUCCCCGCGGCCCUCAGGGGCCCCAUACCACGCAUGCUGCCCCCGGGGCCCCCACCGGGACGCCCACCUGGACCCCCGCCCGGACCCCCCCCGGGUCUGCCCCCCGGACCCCCCCCCAGAGGACCCCCGCCACGCCUGCCGCCUCCGGCCCCCCCAGGAAUGCCCCCGCCCCCUCCGCCCCGCAUGGCUCCGCCCCUCUCUAUGUUCCCGCCUCCGCUCAAUCCCAACGUGCUCAGCGCUCCGCCCAGCAUCCGGCAGAAGUCGCCCGCGGCGACGGGCUCCUCCAGUGACUCCACCACCCUGGCCCCGCCUGCCCGAGGCUCCGCCCACCAGAUGCCGCCGCCCCCCGGCACCACAGCCACCAUCGAGAAGCGGGCCACGGUCUCGGGCCCCGGGGCAUCCUCGGCCCCACCAGGUGGAGCCACCAUCUCAGCCAAGCCUCAGAUCAUCAACCCCAAGACGGAGGUGACGCGCUUCGUGCCCACAGCGCUCCGUGUGCGCAGAGACCGGGCCCCGGGCCGCAGAGACGAAGAGCCGCCCAAACCAGCAGCUGCGGCCAGACCCCUGCAGCCUCCCGGCGCUGCGCCGCCUGGCAUCAAGACCAAGGACCAGAUGUACGAAGCCUUCAUGCGAGAGAUGGAGGGGCUGCUGUGAACUCCUGCACAUCCACCAGAUUGUGUUUUAUCUUUAGAUGUGAAUAAACGCCAGAUGUCAAACUCU
Carassius carassius (crucian carp) is the source of this 1329-nucleotide messenger RNA. Its product is annotated as WW domain-binding protein 11-like. The transcript has 6 exons. NCBI's taxonomy places the organism in Eukaryota, Metazoa, Chordata, Actinopteri, Cypriniformes, Cyprinidae. The coding region runs from base 40 to 1263 and encodes 407 amino acids. The record is from RefSeq and is a predicted model, not a curated record.